UACUCUCUCUCUCACACAAAUAAACACACUCUUGAAUUAUGUUUCAUCAUUAUAGUAUGCAGGGGUGGCAUUCCUAUCUUUUCAUAGGACGGAAAACUAAAAUAUAGAGGGGCGCCAAUUGGUAGAGAGACAUGCAAUAGUGUCGUUCUUGGUAAAGAAGUCUGAAUAUAAGGUGCUUUUGUGGUUUCUCUCUUGCCGGAAACGAAUGUCACCCUCCUACCAUAGCUCACAACAGCAUUACCAGAUAUUUACAAGCUCUUCAACAUGACCAAAUCAUCAAGGUUUCUUCUGAAAUAACAAAAGUUCUUGUCCACUCAGGAGAUUGCUUUAAUGAGAUGACCAUACCUGAGGAAGAAGAGGUGCCCCUGAUGAAGAAUGAUAGGGCGGGGAGUCAAAAGUCCAGCUGUGACUCCCUACAGGUGCACCUGUACCACUCCCCUACAGUCAAAUCUGAGAUCACCCUCAACAUUCCCACUGGACACAUCACUGCUGAGAGUGUGUGUGUGUUUGCUGCCAAAGCCAGUGGCAUUUUUCCUGUGUUCCACAACCUUUUCUCUCUGGCGCCAGAGGACCUUUCAUACUGGUAUCCACCAACUCAUGUAUUUAAUGUGAGUGAAGAGACCAUCACUGUUUACUACAGAGUGAGGUUUUUCUUCUCGAGCUGGUUCGGUCAGGGGUCCAAGGCUUCGUAUCGGUUUUGCUUGAAUAAAGGACGAAUCUGCGCCGUGCUAGACUACUGUGUCAUCGACUAUCUUUUUGCACAGGCCCGCAGUGAUUUUGUGUCUGGUCGUGGAGGUGUUUCUCCUGCUCUAAGCUUACAGCAGGAAUGUUUAGGCAUGGCAGUGUUAGAUCUGUGGCGUAUGGCCAAAGAGAGAAACCAGAGUCUUGGAGACAUCUGCAAGACAACAAGCUACAAGUCCUGCCUCCCAGAGACCCACAGGCGAGACAUACAGCGCUUGAGUCGCCUGGCUCGGUAUCAGAUCCGUAAGACGCUUAAGCGUUUCCUGAAGAAGCUGGGCAGCUGCUCGGCUGGGGUGCAUAACCUGAAGCUCAAGUAUCUGAUUGAGUUAAGCGCGGUGGAGCCGGCUUACGGUUCAGAAUGCUUCAGUAUGCAUCACUCCGGAUGGUUAGAGCAGAGCGAGCAGGAAAGGGUUAAAUCCAUCCGAGUCUCUGGGGAGGGAGGGAUUCAAGUACAGACCACAGUACACCAGGACUGGCAGACAUUCUGUGACUUUCCUCAGAUCACAGAUAUUAGUAUAAAGCGUGUCUGUCAAGAGCAGAUGCCCCUGGAGGGAAGGGUGGUCACCCUCACAUGCCAAGACGACCGUUGCUUGGAGGCUGAGUUUCACACCCUCACUGAAGCCCUUUCCUUCGUGUCUCUGGUUGAUGGAUAUUUCAGACUGACCACAGACUCAACUCACUAUUUCUGCGCAGAGGUGGCACCGCCCCGCCUGCUGGAAGACAUUCAGAAUUACUGCCAUGGCCCUAUCACGUCAGAGUUUGCGGUGCACAAGCUCAAAAAGGCCGGAGCUGAAAAUGGCAUGUUCCUGUUACGUCACAGUCCAAAAGAAUUCGACAAGUACUUCCUCACUGUUUGUACACAGACUCAUCUGGGUAUGGAUUACAAAGACUGUCUGAUAGAGAAAAAUGAGAAGUUUAGCCUGGCUGGGAUUCACAACUCAUUCUGUAGUCUGAGACAACUCACAGAGUUUUAUCAGCACAACACACUUCUCAUGUCAGACAUCCCUGUGACCCUGGGAAAGUGCUGCACACCCAGACCAAAAGAACUCACCAACAUGAUCAUUCUUCGUAACAGCAGCAUGGCAGAGAUGCCAAAUUCGCCCAUGUUACAGAGACACAAACCCAGUCACAUGCAAUUUCACAUGAUCAAACAUGAGGAUCUCAUUUGGAGGGAAAGCUUGGGUCAAGGUUCCUUCACUCACAUUUUUAGAGGCACAAAGACAGACCAGAGGGAUGGGAUGACACAUUCAACGGAGGUCCUUCUGAAGGUCCUGGAUGCCAGUCAUAAGAACUGCUGGGAGUCUUUUUUUGAGGCAGCUAGUUUGAUGAGUCAAAUUUCCCACAAGCACCUGCUUCUGGUUUAUGGCAUCAGUGUGCACAAAUCCAAAAACAUCAUGGUGCAGGAGUUUGUGAAGCAUGGAGCACUGGACCUGUACCUGAGGAGAAACACAUCCGUUUCGGUCAGCUGGAAACUAGAUGUAGCCAAACAACUGGCAUGUGCUCUCAACUUUCUGGAGGACAAGAAUAUUGCACAUGGCAACAUUUGUGCGAAGAAUCUGCUGUUAGCCAGAGAGGGGGACCCAUCCUCUGAUAACUCUCCCUUCAUUAAAUUGAGUGACCCAGGCAUCAGCAUGGCCAUGCUGGGCAAAGACGUCGCAUUAGACAGAAUCCCAUGGGUGGCACCGGAGGUUCUGGAAACACUUGAGGUAGAACUGGAGUGUGACAAGUGGAGUUUUGGAACAACUCUAUGGGAGAUUUUCAAUGGUGGAGAAGCUCCUCUACAGGGCCUUGACCUCACACAAAAACAGCAGUUUUACGCACAGUUCUCACAUCUGCCUGCCCUGGAGUGGGUCGAGCUGGCCGAUCUGAUCUCUCAGUGUAUGCAGUACCAGCCGGAGCUCAGACCGUCCUGCAGGAGCAUCAUCCGCCAGCUCAACAGCCUCAUCACUUCAGAUUAUGAGAUCCUCCACGCAACUGGCACACUCCCCAAGAGCGAUGGGCUCGGGAGAAAACCCAACGUGUUCAGAAAACAACAACAGGAUGUUUUUGAAGAGAGACACUUGUGCUUCAUCUCGGUUCUGGGGAAGGGUAAUUUUGGCAGCGUGGAACUUUGUCGUUACGAUCCGUGGGGUGAUAACACCGGCGAACUGGUGGCUGUUAAGGAACUGCAGUCCAACAAACAGUCCAACAUGGCGGACUUUCAGAGAGAGAUCCAGACUGUUAGCUCCAUGCACUGUGACUACAUUGUCAAAUACAAAGGCAUCUGCUACAGUGCAGGUAGACUCAGCACAAGACUGGUGAUGGAAUAUCUCCCCUAUGGCAGUCUUAUUAGUUACAUGGAGAAAUACAGACAGAACGUGUGUGUGCGGCGACUGCUGCUUUUUGCCUCACAGAUCUGUAAGGGGAUGGAGUAUUUGCAAAGCAUGCGAUAUGUUCAUCGGGAUCUAGCUGCCCGGAAUAUUCUCGUAGCCAGCGACACUCUGGUGAAGAUCGCCGACUUUGGCCUCACGAAGAUAAUUCCAGUGGAUAAAGAAUAUUACCGUGUCACACAGCCAGGAGAAAGUCCCAUUUUCUGGUAUGCGCCUGAAUCUAUAUCAGAACUCAAGUUCUCUCAGAAGUCAGAUGUGUGGAGUUUCGGCAUUGUUCUACACGAACUGUUCUCUUACUGUGAGAUCAGUCGAAACCCUAAAAGGUUGUGUAUGCAGAAGAUAGGAAGUUACGUGCAGAGUCCAUCCAUGGCUAUCCAUCUUUUUAAUCUCCUUAAAGAUAACUGGAGGUUACCAGCACUGUCUCAGUGUCCACCAAAGGUGCACAACAUAAUGAUGCGCUGUUGGGAGUUCAACGGCGAGGAUAGACCGAGCUUCUCUUCUCUACAGGACCUGAUUGAGAAUAUACUGUUAGAUGAGAGAGAGGGAUCCAAAGGGUAAAGUCAGAGCUAUACCCCGAACAGAUAGAUCACUGUAAUUUUAGCUGUUAUAUUUUAUUUAAGUAUAAUUGAGUGUUUUUAAGAUGUAUUGCGAUGAAGCUAUAGCACUUUUCAGAGCUUAUGGUUACAUAUUAAAUUUAGGCUUUUCCCAUAUAGGACAGCUGCUGCUUGUGUAUUAGCAAACAUGUAAAAAGCCUCCACUUUCUAUAUACCAUAAAUGCUUAAUAAAAAAUUGUAUGAUGUUAUUUUUAGGUUCUUUGUCAUUCACGUGAGUUUGUUAUGUUAAUAAGUGCAUUUUCAUGUAUGUUGAUAUUAUUGCCUGGAUUAAAUCCUAAAAAAACUUC
Molecule: messenger RNA, 4011 nt
Organism: Triplophysa rosa
Lineage: Eukaryota; Metazoa; Chordata; Actinopteri; Cypriniformes; Nemacheilidae
Gene: jak3
Product: Janus kinase 3 (a protein tyrosine kinase, leukocyte)
Exons: 24
Coding region: 336-3668 (1110 amino acids)
Biological process (GO): hemopoiesis; cytokine-mediated signaling pathway; cell surface receptor signaling pathway via JAK-STAT
Cellular component (GO): cytosol; membrane; cytoskeleton
Molecular function (GO): non-membrane spanning protein tyrosine kinase activity; cytokine receptor binding; ATP binding
Source: RefSeq, a predicted model, not a curated record